GAGCGUCAGUUGCGUUUUGUCAGCGCGUUCGUCACGCAGCACCGCGAAAGCGAGAUAAACAAAGCGGCAAAAGGAGAAGCGAAAUUAAUAGUUCGCUAACAAAAAACCGAAACGAAACUCCUCUGCAUACGUGUGUGCGUGACUGUGUUCGUGUAUUAGUGCAUUAGUGAGUGAGUGUGUGUGUGUGAGUGCAUGCGAAAAUGGGACAAGAGGAUCAGGAGCUUUUGAUACGCGGCGGGGGAAGCAAACACACCUCCGCAGAGCAGCUACAUCACAGUCCUGGAGAAGGCGCCACUGGCCCUGUGGCAGCAACAGCGCAGAGCUGCAUUAGCCAAAGCUUUGGCCAGACCAAGAACUAUGGCACAUUGAGCAGCAGCGGAGAAUUGCCCGAGACUCUCACCUACGCCUGGCACAACGUCGACAUCUUUGGCGCCGUCCAUCAGCCGGGCUCCAAUUGGCGCCAGCUCGUCAAUCGCACACGCGGUCUCUUCUGCAACGAGCGCCACAUUCCGGCUCCGCGCAAGCAUCUGCUCAAGAAUGUUUGUGGCGUUGCCUAUCCGGGUGAGUUGCUCGCUGUCAUGGGCAGCUCUGGAGCAGGCAAGACAACGCUCCUCAAUGCGCUCGCCUUUCGCUCGCCGCAAGGAGUUCAAGUCUCUCCCUCAAGUGUGCGUCUGCUCAACGGUCAGCCGGUGGAUGCCAAGGAGAUGCAGGCACGUUGCGCCUAUGUGCAGCAGGAUGAUCUGUUCAUUGGCUCGCUCACGGCACGGGAGCAUCUCAUCUUUCAGGCCAUGGUCCGAAUGCCACGUCAGCUGAGCUAUCGCCAGCGUGUGGCUCGAGUGGAUCAGGUUAUCCAGGAGCUGUCGCUCAGCAAAUGCCAGCACACGAUCAUCGGUGUGCCAGGUCGAGUGAAGGGUUUAUCUGGUGGCGAGAGGAAGCGACUUGCCUUUGCCUCGGAGGCACUCACCGAUCCUCCGCUGCUCAUUUGCGAUGAGCCCACCUCGGGAUUGGAUUCGUUCACUGCUCACAGUGUUGUGCAGGUGCUGAAGAAGCUGUCGCAGAAGGGCAAGACCGUCAUCCUGACCAUCCAUCAGCCGUCGUCGGAGUUGUUCGAGCUCUUCGACAAGAUCCUCCUCAUCGCCGAGGGGCGUGUCGCCUUCCUUGGCACGCCCAGCGAGGCCGUCGACUUCUUUUCAUACGUGGGCGCCCAGUGUCCGACCAACUACAAUCCGGCGGAUUUCUAUGUGCAGGUGCUGGCGAUAGUUCCAGGACGUGAGGUGGAGUCGAGGGAGCGGAUUGGAAAGAUCUGCGAUAACUUUGCCAUCAGCAAAGUAGCUCGGGAUAUGGAACAGCUGUUGGCAGCAAAGACGCAGACGCAGCCGCUGGAGCAGCCGGAGAAUGGUUACACCUACAAGGCCACCUGGUUCAUGCAGUUCCGAGCUGUCCUCUGGAGAUCCUGGUUGUCGGUGCUCAAGGAGCCGCUGCUGGUCAAAGUGCGACUCAUUCAGACCACGAUGGUGGCUGUUUUGAUUGGACUCAUCUUUUUGGGGCAGCAGCUGACGCAAGUGGGCGUGAUGAACAUCAACGGGGCCAUCUUUCUCUUCCUGACCAACAUGACCUUCCAGAAUGUGUUUGCCACCAUCAACGUCUUUACCUCGGAGCUGCCUGUGUUUAUGCGAGAGGCACGAAGUCGACUCUAUCGGUGCGACACGUAUUUUCUGGGCAAGACUAUAGCGGAGCUGCCGCUCUUCCUCACCGUUCCCUUUGUGUUCACGGCGAUUGCGUAUCCGAUGAUUGGACUGCGAGCUGGCGCCUUGCACUUUUUCAAUUGUUUGGCUCUGGUCACACUGGUUGCGAAUGUCUCCACCUCGUUUGGUUAUCUGAUAUCCUGCGCCAGCUCAUCCACAUCGAUGGCCCUGUCCGUGGGUCCGCCUGUCAUCAUUCCGUUCCUGCUCUUCGGCGGCUUCUUCCUCAACUCCGGCUCGGUGCCCAUCUAUCUGAAGUGGCUGUCGUAUCUGUCGUGGUUUCGCUAUGCCAAUGAGGGACUGCUUAUCAAUCAGUGGGCUGAUGUGGAGGCUGGCGAGAUUAGCUGCACUUCAUCGAAUACGACGUGUCCGAGCUCUGGGAAAGUCAUUCUGGAAACACUCAACUUUUCGGCUGCUGAUUUGCCCCUCGAUUACAUUGGAUUGGUUUUGCUCAUCAUCAGCUUUCGAGGAUUCGCCUAUUUAGCGCUGCGACUGCGUGCCCGACGCAAGGAAUAAAAAAAACAUCAUAUACAUACUAUAUAUAUAUACACAUGCAUACACUCUAUAUAUAUAAACACUUUUUUUUUUUUUUUAAUUGUUUAUUUGUGUUAAAUUGUUUAGCCCAUAAACCACAAAACUGCUGGAGAAAAGCAACAUUUACUGUUUAGUAUGCUUGGCAUUUUAAAUUAAAUAUGCUU
This is a messenger RNA of Drosophila nasuta, 2440 nucleotides long. RefSeq names its product eye pigment precursor family transporter white (gene w). NCBI's taxonomy places the organism in Eukaryota, Metazoa, Arthropoda, Insecta, Diptera, Drosophilidae. The coding region runs from base 201 to 2258 and encodes 685 amino acids. The record is from RefSeq and is a predicted model, not a curated record. Gene Ontology annotation, molecular function: ATP hydrolysis activity; ABC-type transporter activity; ATP binding. Gene Ontology annotation, biological process: transmembrane transport. Gene Ontology annotation, cellular component: plasma membrane; cytoplasmic vesicle membrane. The transcript has 6 exons.